Messenger RNA from Bufo gargarizans (Asiatic toad), 10475 nucleotides. It is a transcript of the gene MAP2, whose product is annotated as microtubule associated protein 2. The record is from RefSeq and is a predicted model, not a curated record. Gene Ontology annotation, biological process: neuron projection development; microtubule cytoskeleton organization. Gene Ontology annotation, molecular function: microtubule binding. Gene Ontology annotation, cellular component: neuron projection. Lineage: Eukaryota; Metazoa; Chordata; Amphibia; Anura; Bufonidae. The coding region runs from base 15 to 5612 and encodes 1865 amino acids. The transcript has 14 exons.
UGGCUGGAGGAAGUAUGACGGAUAACAGGCAGGAUGAGCCCAAAUCAUCCCACUGGGCACCGGGACAGCUCAGUGAGGCCGCUCCUCUCCCUCACACAACAGAUAUGAAAGAACAAGGGGGGGCAGGAGAUGGAAUGGUCCACAGCUCCAAUGGCAUUCCCUUCAGAGAGACGGGCAGAGCGUAUGGGGAGAGGGAUCUUCAAGAAUCACAUGCUACAAGCAAAGAGAAUGGCAUCAAUGGAGAGAUGCCAUCUAGAGACUCGGAGACGGCAGAGGAGGUAUCUGCACGCAUAGUCCAAGUAGUAACUGCUGAUGCUGUAGCGGUCCUGAGAGGUGAACAGGAGAAGGAAGUCCAACUCAAGGGCCCUCCAGGAGAUCUGCCAUUAGCUGUGGAAGAUACGACCAAUCUCCCUCCUUCUCCUCCUCCUUCGCCAGCAUCAGAACAAAUGGGAACAGUGGAGGAAGAAGAAAGAGUUAAGGGUCCUCUGCCUGAAAAAGAAGAGGAGGAAGCACAGGGGGGAGACAGCAAACCUACUGAGUCCUCCAUCGUGGGGCUAAGCAAGGUCCAAUCAGACUCAGGCUCUGAUGUGACACGACCCCUCGAAGAAAAUGUUGUAUGCGAAAUAAGUGAUGACAAAAGUAUUGCAAAACGUGAAAGUGAAUCUUCUGCUGUUCUGUUGCCUUCCUUACCAGAGGAAGAUGUACUUUCAGCCUCGAAGACGGGGGCACAAGGACAAUUGGAUUCUCUGCCUUAUUCUGUGGAAGCAGUAGACACCAUUGAAGAUAUUCCUUUAACGAAAACUAAGACUGAGGAGAAGACUAAGCAAGAUACCAUGGAACCAGGAUCUUCGGAGCAGGCUGGAAAGAAAUCUGAAAAAAAUGAGAAAUUACCAUCAGCCCUACAGAUGUCUAGUACUGAUGUGACAUUUACGACUCCACAUGUUUAUUCAUUUUCUGUAGAGCCAUGUACUCCAACAUCUCCUGAAGGUGAACAACUAGACUUUAGUGGGGUCACAGCUGAAAGCAAAGGCAAACUUUCAACCGAGCACCCAACCAAUGAGAAAGAAAAUAUAUUCCCUAGUCUUUCUUCAAGUCAAACUGAAACACCUUCUCCAAUAUCGGAUAAAGACCAGACUGUGAUAGAGGAACUUUCUUCACAUACUCCAUUGCCUGUUACAGAACCAAUUAAUAUUUUAGAAACCACCAAAGAUAGCGCAAGUGAUAGCUACAAGAGAGAGUCAGCUCAUUCAGAGGCAGACACCACUAGCAUGACAAGUGUUCAGAAACAGGACAUCCCAAGUUCAGUGGCAUCUGAUAAGUACAUUGAGGAAAGGGGUGACAGUCAUUCCAAGUCAGAAGUGUUAGGUCAAUCAGACAUUCCAACAAAGCAAGAUGAGAUUAUUGCUAGCAAGUCUGAUGAAAGCACACAGCAGCUGAAAGACAAUGUUAACAAAGAGUCCACCAUAAAAGAUAUCACCAGUAGUCAAGAUGAGUUGAUACAUUCAAAAGCUACAGGUCACCUUGAGAUGCAUGAUGCAGAGAAAAUAGAUGUGCCAUUAGAGAGUAGUACAGAACCAUUUGUGUACGACAAAAAAGAAAGCGUGCUGGAAUCCCAUAAUGAAAAUGUUUUACCAGAUGUUCAGACUGACAGCAAAGCUGUAGAUGAACAUAAAACUAAACUGGAUGAAGAUAAAUCUGGAAUGUCAACAUAUUUUGAAACAUCUGCAUUGAAAGAGGAAAGAUUAGAAAGUAAUGUCCAAAAGAGCAGUGAUUACUACGAGCUGACUGACGUCAAAGAACCUCCAUAUGAGGCCUGUUCAAUACCACAUAUAGCCAAAGGAGAUGAUGAUGAAGAAGAAGAGGAUGAUGAAGAUUUAGCCCCAAUGCCCGAUGAAAAAGGCAGCGCUUCUGCUCAAGAUGUCGGCUAUAGCUCACUUACUUCUACAAAACUGCAGUCAUGUUUAUCAUCAGGAGAUCGUCUGUUUACUAUUGAUCCAAAUAUCUAUUCAGACAAAUCAGAAUUCCAUAGCAAAAAUAAAGAUGAUCUGACUCUGAGCCGCAGUCUAGGACUUGGUGGUAGAUCUGCCAUUGAGCAGAGAAGUAUGUCUAUAAAUCUUCCCAUGUCUUGUCUUGACUCCAUAGCACUAGGCUUCACUUAUGCUCGUGCCCAUGAUCUGUCCCCAUUAGCCACUGAUAUUCUAUCUAACACUAGUGGAAGCUUAGAUGAAGGAGAUGACGGUGAUUUACCAGCAACCACUCCUUCAAUAGAAAAAGCUCUUUCAUUCCCAGAAGAACCAGAACAGAAGGAAGAGGAGGAAGACAAAAAUGAAACAGGGAAAGACACAGGUAAAGAACGAUUUGAGUUAGAGCCAUUAUGUGAAUCACAGUACCCAGCAAAAGAGUACUACAAAAAUGGUACAAUUAUGGCACCUGACUUGCCAGAGAUGUUAGAUUUAACAGGCCCAAGGUCAAGAUUAGAUUCUGGUAGUCCAGAAUCCGAUGCUGCCAGAAGAAAGUCUGCAAGCUCUGAAAUAAUUAUAGAUGAAAGUAACAUAAGCCAACAAGCAUCUGUGAUUGACGGUAGCAACCUACUUGUAAAGACAGACAGCCAGCAAGAAGAAUUAGGCUAUUGUGUUUUCAAUAAGUACACUGUACCUCUGCCAUCCCCUGUACAAGACAGUGAAAAUCUAAGUGGUGGAAUGACUACACUUUAUGAAGGUCUUGCUAUGGAUCCAUCAAUCAUUGAGGUCAAACUAGCUGCUGCAGAGAGGCUUAGUAAAGAAAGACAGGAAUUCACCAGUGAACCUGUUGCCAUGGGUUUGGACACAGAGUCUGAGAAAAAGUCUGAAAGUAAGCUUGAUACUGUUGUAGAAAAGGUUGAGGAACAGAGUGAUUUAAAAGAAGAUCAAGUUACCUCUGAGCAAAAAACACAAUUGGAAGAUACUAAAGUUACUUCAGUACAGAAAACAGAUUUAUUAUCAGAAACACUAGUUGAAAAAGACAGUGAAGAAGUAAAUGUCUCAAAGGAAGAAUCCAUAACUAAACUUUCGGAAAUUGACACAUGCCCUAUAACAGUUUCAGGUCUAUCAGAUAUGGAACAAACAAAGUUGUCUACUGAGGAAACAUUUAGUCACCAACAGGUGACUGAAUCAACAAAAGCUGAGCCACUGGAACAAAAAGCAUCUCAGUCAGAAAAUGAAACUAAAUUAACUGAAUCAACAAAAGGUGAGCCACAGGAUCAAAAGGUAUCUCAGCCAGAAAAUGAAACUAAAGAAUCUGAAUCUACUAUGGUAAAAGUAGAAGUUGAGGAAGAGGCUUCCCAGAUUAAAGAAGUCUCCAAGCUUUCUGAUUUAGAAUUAAAGGAGAAAGGUGCAAAGCCUGACUUAGUGCAUCAAGAAGCAGUUGACAAAGAAGAAUCUUAUGAAUCCAGUGGAGAACCAGAACAGACUCCAGAAUCAUCACAAGCAUCCAAAGAUGUAACAAUUACUGAUGUACAGAAACCUGACAGCAAAGAAACCACUACAAAUAUCACAAAUGAGCCAGCACAAAGUGUUGUAAUUUCAACAUGUGAGGUUGAAGAAAAGGACACAGAGGAAGUACAAAUUGAAAAAGUAAGUGAACCUCAAGAAGAACACCCAGUUGAGACACUUAUGAAAAAGGAUGAAAUGGACCAGGUGACCCAGGCUGUAGGUGACCAAGAGAUGGCUGUAGAUGAUAAGGAGGAUCUAGAGGUAGAAGUGAUAGAUGAAUGCAACACAGAUAUAACACCAGAAACACCACAACAUCCUGGAGAAGAAGAAGUAGUCAAAGAACCAACUGCAGAGUAUCUUGAGGAAGCAACAGGUAUUAUUGAGUCUGUAGUCACAGUUGAAGAUGACUUUAUUAAGGUGGUGCAAACUGCUACAGAUGAGGGUGAAAGUGUGACUCACAAUGUCCGCUUUGCAGCAUCUGAACUUUCUGAAACAGAAGGAAAGCCUUCUGAAGAGGAGGAGGAGGAGGAGGAGGAGGAAGAAGAAGUAAUUGAAGAAGAAUCCCAUGAAGGACCCAGAGAAGGAUCACCUUGCAUGCUUGCUUCUCCAGAAAUAGAAAUAGAAUACAAGACAGAAACACAGGAUGAUUACAAAGAUGAGACAAUAGAAACAGAAUACAAGACAGAAACACAGGAUGAUUACAAAGAUGAGACAACCAUAGAUGAUUCAGUAUUGGAUACAGAUAGCAUCUGGGUGGACACACAAGAUGAUGACAGGACUGAAGCAAUAGAACCCAUUCCUAAGGAGGAGAAGGAGGAAAGAGAAAUAAUGAAGGUUCCAGUUGAAAGAUACAGGAAGGACAAACCUUUCAAGAGUGGCCGAGGUCGCAUGUCUACUCCUGAAAGGAAAAUAACUAAAAGGGAAUCUAGUGCAACCUCCAGAGAUGAAGUGAGAAGGAAAAAAGCAGUUCUUAAGAAAGCAGAAAUUGGUAAAAAAUCUGAUGCUCAGCCCCACUCUCCCUCCAGGAAAGUAAUUUUAAAACCUGCGGUCAAGCAGUCUAGACCUGCCCAUCAGGCCUGCGUGAGGAGGAAGCCGGCAGGGGGUGAUUCCCAACAAACUCCUAGUGCUCUUCGGCAGUCCAAGGACAGAAUUACUGAUGGAGUGACCAAGAGCCCAGAGAAACGUUCCUCUCUGCCGAGACCUUCUUCAAUCCACCCGACUAGAAAAAUAAUCCCUGUAGAUAAGGAAGAGAACUCUUUGUCCACCAGCACAUCCUCUGUGAGACGCACCACAAGAUCUGAGCCAAUUUGGAGUCGAACAGGAAAGAGUGGAACUUCUACACCUACUACACCUGGAUCCACAGCUAUUACCCCAGGAACACCACCAAGUUAUGCUUCUCGAACUCCUGGUACACCAGGAACACCAAGUUAUUCACGUACACCCCGUACUCCAGGAACUCCAAGAUCUGCCAUGUAUAUAGCCUCUGACAAGAAAAUUGCCAUCCUACGAACACCUCCCAAGUCUCCUGCCACUCUAAAACAGAUGCGCGUUUUGAAUCAACCCCUGCCUGACUUGAAGAAUGUAAAGUCGAAGAUUGGAUCUACUGAUAACAUCAAGUAUCAGCCUAAAGGUGGACAGGUUAAAAUCUUAAAUGAGAAGAUUGAUUUUAGUUUUGUUCAGUCUCGUUGCGGUUCCAAGGAUAACAUCACUCAUAAUGCUGGGGGAGGUCAAAUCCAGAUCGUUACCAAGAAGAUUGACCUUAGUCAUGUAACAUCAAAGUGUGGCUCCCUGAGGAACAUUCGCCAUAGGCCAGGUGGUGGAAAUAUUAAGAUUGAGAGUGUUAAACUGGAUUUCAAAGAAAAAGCCCACGCAAAGAUUGGCUCACUAGAUAAUGCUCACCACAUUCCUGGCGGUGGAAAUAUUAAGAUAGACAUCCAGAAAUUGCAUUUCCGAGAGCAAGCCAAGGCCCGAGUUGACCACGGUGCUGAUAUAAUCACAGAGUCUCCAGGUCGUUCUAGCCUUGCCUCUCCACGGCGUCUCAGCAACGUGUCCUCUUCUGGAAGCAUCAACCUGCUAGAAUCACCACAGCUUGCAACCCUAGCAGAAGACGUCACUGCGGCUCUGGCCAAACAGGGCUUAUGAAUGUGUUACCUUUAGCAGUGUAUGAAGUUAAUCUUAAAUAAUAAUAAUAAUAUUAUUAAUGAAAAUAUUUACGCAUGAGCUCUUGGCAGGAUUUGGGCUCAAAGCAGGUGUCACAUUCAUUACUUUUCCAAUCCUUCUAGAGUACGAGCAAAUAUCACAUAAUGCCAAACCUAUACACAAGUAGGUUUUUCAUUUAAUACAUCAUUUUCUGAGUGAAGGUGCCAGAUUUACCCACUAUGUUACUGGCAGUAAAACAAAGUCCUAGGAUAACAGUAGACAACUAGCAACUGGUCAUACUUUGUCACGUUCCAAAGGAAUUAGAAGACCAAACUUCACGUAUUAGCAUACCUUCUAAGCAUCACCCAAGUCCUUAUCACUGCUCUUGACUAGUCUUGCAUGGAGCCCUACAGUACUUGGUGUUAUUUCAACAUGUGCCUGCCAGCCUCCUGAACAAAGUUAGCGUAAGAGCCAUGUCCUGUUAGAGCGGCUGCUCAUCUUCCUGUUCAGUUCAGAUUGUGGUCAAGCUCUUUGUUCCAUAAAUCCCCAGUCCCCAUAGGCUAAUAAACCCAUUGAAGCUUUUUGCGGUGUGAAAGGCUGAGGUGCAACAUGAUUGAUGAAGAAGACAGACACCAAUAUCCAACCUAAAAAGCAAAUCCUGUUAGCGUACAGUCGGUCAAGCUUGUACAAUGGGAGAAAUGCUCCCUCUUGGAGGAGAGUUCUUUGAAGAAAAUGGGGAGCAUCAUUGAAAGGGAGCAGCGGUCAACAUAGCGCACUUAUUUUAUGACUAGUAUCUGUAUAUUUAAUGGUCUUUCAGCUACUAGAAUGCCUGCUUUGCUUUGUAAUAUUGUGCAUUGCAGACCUUCCAAGCGGCAGAGGCCACAAACAAAAAACUCUAGCUUUGUGCAUAGGCAAACAUUUCCAACACCUUUUUUCCACCUGUUUGAUACAGUAUUAUUAAUCUAGAUGUAUAUAUAUUUCUCUGUGGCCAUGUUUUCAUUCAUUCUCCCAAAACCUUUUCAUAUACUUGAAAAAUCCAUUUCUUACUCACAGUAUCUGUGUCUAUUGCACCAUUUGGUAAAGCAGUUUUAGGUAGGCAUAAUUUAAUAUUAGGAAAGCUUCCUUUUUCCUAUGUAAAAAAAAAAUGCUAAAUUAAAAAAAAUGUGUACUUAAAGAAAUUGAGAUAAAACACAGCAAAGCUCUUUAGCAUGGAUUUGCUAUGUUUAGGGUCUUAAGAGGCCUUGGCUGUUUUCAUUUCCCUUUCUAAGCUUGAUUGCUCCAAAAAUGAGCUGUUUUUGUCAAUGACUGCUUUCCUCUUGCUCCUCAUUUCGAAAGGGCUGAAGUGUGAGUUGAUUUUUAUUCCUAAAGGAUCCUGUUCUAUUUUCCAUGUACAAAGAUCCAGUCGCAAAGUGUUGCUGAUUUUUAUUUUCUACUUGCUAAAGUUGAACAUUGCUCUGAUUCUGGACAGCAAGAUACAUAGCCGAGUUGUGAAUGCGUCCACAUAUUCUGAGAUAACUCACUACUCUAAUACAUGACUCGGAUCAGCAAAGGGCUAGUGAGGAUUUAUACUGUGGAAGUUCAUAGAAUAACUAAACCCAAGAAGUCAUCAGCUACUAGUAUUUUAACGCCAGUGUAAGCCGUCCUAUUGUAACACCCAAGUAUCAUCAAUUCUAAAGUCUGAGUCUGUGGUCAUCACUCAUUUUGAAACUUCUAUUGAUAUGGUGUCCUCAAGGCUUGAUGCUGAAGAAACCUAAGUUAGUGACUUUUCUGUAACAGCAUUUGAAGGAUAAGGUUGGUAGUAUAGACCACAUCUCUGUUAUUUUUCCAUUUCUAUCAUUUAAUUCAAUUUAAUUUUCAGCAAAUCAAACUGAGCACCAAAAGUUAAUGACUAGUACCUAAGUACUCCAGAAAUCCCUGGGGAGAGGUCAUUCAAUUCUAAUAGAUAAAAGGUCAGAGGUAAAUAGUCAAGACUCUGAGAUAAACAGUCAUCAUCCUGAGGUCCAGGUAGUAUGUUUGCUGUGCACAGGACUGUUGAUACUAAUGUUGAAGGCAUCCCUGAAUCUCCUUUUUUUUUAAUAAGGACCUUGUACUGCAAACAUAAAGGAACUUCUAAUAGUAAUUUGCAAGGCUAAUACCUGCCCUCCCCAAUUUAGUGAUAACAUUAUCAUUAUUUUGCCAAACUUAAAAUUCCAAGUGAAAUAUAAUCAAAGUUAUGUCUUGGGGGGCCCCCGUUGCAGCACUAAGCUUUGCUCCGACACACUACUAAGCUCCACCCUGUUAUAUCACUUACCCUUGCCCCAUCAGCCCUCUAAGCUCCGCCCCUGUCUGCCUGCUAAUCCCCACUUUCAGCCUAGCAGUACAGUCUGGUCACAUUUUCUACUGCUCUGCAACUGGGAAGGGCCCUUUUCUCUCCUGGGCCCCUGUGCAGUUGAUCCAGCAAAACAGGCAUUAAUUUUUUUCUUUCAGCCAACCGAUAGUGGCCAGCAGGGGGCCCCCUGAUCUUUAGGGCACCAAGAAUCUUGCUUGGUUUGCAUGGUGGUAAAGUCUGUCACUGAAUAUAAUCUUGUGUGACAAAACUAGACAACACCAAAAGGUAGAAUACAAUUUAAAAUGUUAUUCUCCUUAGCUAUUGUCUUUUGAGCUAUUUGUUCAGUAUCCAAACUGAUAUGUACUGUGCUAGCCCCAUUAACCAGCCAUUUUACAGCAUUCAUGAUUCAAGGGGCCGCAUGUGCCAAAACAACCUGAGUUCCUAUUGGAAACAAGGUCCAUUUUUGAUGUAUGAGGCUUAUUGUGUGUACAGUCUACAGUACUAGGAGCCUAAUAGAGUUUACUUGGCCAGGAACCCUUGUAGAACUCUCACAGCAUGGUGCUGUAUGCUAUUCCGGUGACUGUAGGUUUUACUACACAGUCUGUCUCUAAAAUAAAAUGGAAUCUGAAUUCAUUGGGGACAACCAGUUACCAGUCUAUGUCUUUUUUUUUGCAAUAUAAUUUACUUUCUCAAAAGAAAGAAAAGGAUGUCUCUCAAAAUCAUUUUACAGUACAAAGCCAGCUAAUGCAGAUAUUGUCUUACAGGGUGCUUUUACUUCUGUAUUUGGUCAUGAAAUAUGUUGUAUCUUCUGCAGUAAAUGGUGUUUUACAGUCUGGUUUAGGCUUACGCUCAGAUGUAAUAGCUGAUUUGUGAUAUACAGUAGGUCAAUGUUUUAUUUCCACAGUUCUGACAUUUUGCAGAUGGUAGUUGCAGUUAAGGUAGCACCCGGUGUCUGGUUUGCUGCCUACAGCUUGUCUUAUAUCUCCUCAGUAGUCUUGCAAGCAGCAAUGUGAUAGCGCUGUAUGUAAUGUUUCCUAUUUGUCAGGUCUUAGUUUUCGGUGAUUUUAGCAAUGACAUAGCAGUUAGUUACAAGGCAGUGUGAGGGAUUCUUUCUUUCCUUUCUUGUUGAUUAUAAACAUUGCCGUGACCAUUUAUGUUCCAGUUGAUGAGCAUCAUCAACUUACAUGACACUAACCUGACAUAGUUAAUAGCAAUAAUAUACCUGAUGAGUUUUGCCUGGUCUAUGGGGUUACAUUAGGGUAAAGAAAUGUGCAACAUGUAAAACUUAUUAUUUCUUAAAAAUUCUCAGCUUUAAAAUAAUCUUUUUUUUGUAGGUCCCUCAAGAAUAAGCUAAUUACAAAGCCCCUAGCUUCUAAUCAGUAGACGGGGCGCCUCAUAAUUAGAUCAAAGUGAGCCCACCACUCUAUGCCUUUUGGGUUAAUUUCUCUCCCCUCUUCCCUACUCCCCUUAUCCAGUGGAGUUGCAUUCUUAGCAAAGAGGAAAGGACCAACAGGAUUGGGUCACCACUCUCCAUGGGCUCUAUAGCAACUUGUUGAGCGUCUUUUUAAGGCCUUGGCUAUAAUCUGUUAUGGAACCUACAGCAGCAAAUUUUACAUUAACUGUGAGUUCACAUUACCAGUCAAUGGACUGUUCAUGUAAGGCAUAGAGAUGUUGAGUCCUCCAGAGAGAGAUGCUCUUUGUAGCCCCUUUGAAUUCUAGCUGAUAGAUGCAGACUCUUUUCAUAACUCCUUAAUAGAGUAUAGUUUACUAAACCAGGUAACCCCUUUAACAUAGUUGAUGAAUUUAGUUGUUUAUUAGGUACAAUACUAAAGAUAGUACGGUGUACUAGUUAAGUAAUCACAAUACUUUAGGACAGUGUUUGUGGCCAGCGUCAUGUGUCAAAGCAUUUUUAAUUGUGUUUGCAGGCCAAAUACCAUUUAAUGAGUUCAUGGAGUUGACAAACCCAAUUUUAAGUGUGUAAAGCAGAGGGCUUUAGAAAAUAAUUUAUUUUUUUCUGGUUAGGUACAGGAACUAUUUGUACUUAUCAUUUCUACUUUAAUUGAAGUAGAAGACAUUUGUAAAUGAUUUACCUGCUGUGACCCAUGGGCUCCGUGAAUGCUGGACACCCUACAAAUUUAAAUGCAAGCAUAUACCAUAUUUGACAUUAGCAAAAUUUGAUUUUAGACAGCAGACAAGAUAAAAUCUUCAAAAAAUGUAUUUUAAAAUAAAAUAUUAACUCAACAUGAUGUCAGUGCCUCUUAAUAUUUAUAAACAUGAAUUUACAGGGUCGGAAAUUGCAGUUUUAAAUAUUCUGUACCAAAAAAAGAGUUCAACUUUAGCAGUGGAACAGAAAAUUCAGUCCGUCACUUCCGUCUUGGAUUAUGAGGGGUGUGAUUUACAAAUCUGUGCAUUUACCUGAUACCUUUAAAGCCCGUAAACAUAGGGAGGUGUUUAUUGAAUGGCUGGUGGUAGUUAGUUCAUGUUUUUUCAAUCCAAUUUGCAAUUGUAUUUGUUGCUGUAUAGUGAUUGUUUUGCAAAAUAAACCGCUUGUCAUGGUC